This is a messenger RNA of Juglans microcarpa x Juglans regia, 2494 nucleotides long. RefSeq lists its product as uncharacterized. The record is from RefSeq and is a predicted model, not a curated record. The transcript is spliced from 14 exons. The coding region runs from base 207 to 1898 and encodes 563 amino acids. NCBI's taxonomy places the organism in Eukaryota, Viridiplantae, Streptophyta, Magnoliopsida, Fagales, Juglandaceae.
CCCAAAGUCGCAACAAACGAAAGCAAAAGACCCAAGGCUUGAGGGUAGCGGUAGCCCACUUUCACAAAACGAGCCCUGUCAGGUUCAUCUUCAGACGUGGUUCGCUCCGCUAAAACCCUCCUUAUACCUCCGACGCACACUAGGCCCUGAGAGUACUUGGACGGAAAAGAAGAGCAUAGCAUUUCGAAUCCGCUAGCCUAGAAAAAAUGGUGAAUAAAUCAUGGAGAAUUAUCCCAAGACCACUCCUGGAAACCGUGCUGAACAACCAUGCCCAGCACCACCGCGUCCCUCAACCACUGAUCCUCCACGGCCCUCGCGGCGUCGGCAAGACCACCCUCGUACUUGAACGUCUACUCGGCGAGUGGAACAAAGGCCCCCACUUAACCGGCUAUAUAGACUUUGCCCAAUCCAUCAAGGAUCACCAUCCACAAUUUAACCAGUCGUUUCCGUGGGCUUCUUGGUCCAAUUGCCCACCACCCACUUUGUCCAACUGCCGAACUCUGCUCGAACACACCCUUGAAUCAAUGGUCGAAAAGGGUGUCAAGCUUGGCAGCAUUAGCUCUCACCAGAUAUUCACCUCCCUCAAUAAAUGGCACGGCCUCAGCACGGCGCUUCGCCGCGUGAUUCAGGACAACAGUGGUGUAAAAAAUGCAGUCUUAGAUAAGGUCUCGGGUUCGGUGUUGUGGGAUCGGGCGGUCUUCGUACUCGCUGCUCGAUGUAAUGCCAAAGAGAUCGAUGGGGUGUUGGGUUUAAGUGAGAAACGGAAGGGCUUGCCAAUGGAAGAGGCUUUGUAUUUUAGGGAGGCGAUUGUGGCCUUGAGAUUGGCGAAGGAGGUGAUUAAGGCUCAACAAGGGUGGAGGGCUAACGCUAUCGCUCAUUUGAAUCGGACAGGCGGGUUUUCGAGGUCGUUAGCGAAUUCAUGUACUGAUUGGCCAUGUUUGUUACUGGAGUUGUUGUCUCAAGCCGCUGAAAUUGAUCAUUUUCAGCCAAAGCUGGUCAUUAACAAUAUCGAUGUUCUACGCAAUGCUACCCUAGAUGAUGAUUCAUCAGUCUGUGCAUCAUUGUAUCAUGACAGUUUCAUAUGGAGAAUAAUUGCUUUGGGCGCAAAUGAGCGGUGCCUGCCUGUCAUACUAGUUACGUCGGAUAGCUACUAUUCAUACCAAGCCUACAUGGAUUUUGGAUUUCCAGACAUAUUCAUCUCACGUGAGGCAUUCGGAUGGACUCCCCAGCAAGCUAAAAUGCAUAUGGUUCCUGAUUAUUUCAGUCAUUCAGAGUGGGCGGUGGUUGCUGAGGUGCUUGGGCCAACCCCUCGACAUCUAUUUGAGCUUUAUGCUCUUAAACAAAGUAACCAUUAUCAGAAGAUGAUGGGCGAUGAGAGUAGCACUUUCGAAGACAUCGUAGAUGCAUACUUAGCAUAUUUACAAAUUACCGUGGUGAAUCCUGCUAUGGAUAGAGCAUUGGGACUCCUGCAAAAGUUUGCUGUUGAUGCACAGAGUGGAAAGAUUUCAAAAGAUAAAUUACGGUUUGGGGCACCUUGGAGGCAUCCUCCAAAGACAGAUGACCCCACCCUAUGCAUCGAGUGGGCGAAGCUUCAACUGAUAGAUUUUAUUCAAUCUUUCAUCAAUACAGAGUUUGGGAUUAAUUAUCUAGCAGAUUGUAGUCUUGAGAUAUUUGAUGACCCUUCUGCUGUUGCAUUAGUAGAGGUUGGUUUGCUCUAUGCUCAACGAGACCCGUCCUUCAUUCGGCCCAUAUCUAGAGGGAUUCAGAGGUGUCUUGUGAGAUGGCUUGUCCAGCAGCAGAUGCAAAUGAGUUUCCAGAACUUGCUCCAGUAUCUGUGGCAACGAAUAAUACGUGGACGUAGCUAUCGUCAUUUGAUGCUAGAAGUAGGCUAUAAAUAGUGAACUGGCUUCUGUUGGCUAAGAUACAUUCACUUACUGAGGCCAGUAAUUUUUCAGGUUCCUAUAAACUAUUUUUUACAGCUGCAGGAACUGGCAGAUAUGCAAAAUCUGCCAUGGCUGAUUUCUAGAAAUUUUGCUGUUUUUCUCCAAUGUAGGUUGCUCCGGAAAAUCCUUUACAAUAAGAUUGAAGACUUAAAGAAUCCCUUGAACAAAUAGACAUUUUGCAUUUUGACAUGACUCCAAUGUAUAAUAAGGCUGAGUGUAGUCGGCAUUUUUCCUGUGAAUUGAUCAGGGCCCAAAAGCAGCAGCUCACCUGAAUGUAGGUUUGACUUGUAUGCAUAUCCUCAACAACAGAUUAUGUUUUAAAACACCAGUUUGAUAUGUUUUUUUGAAGUGCCAAUUGUAAUGUCUCCUUAUCAUUGCUGCAUGUUGUCGCUACCAUUUGUCGAUUGUAAUGUCUCUCUGAUUUGGAUGCCAUAAUUUUAUACUAUGAAAGGGGACCUCCAAGGGAUCAUGCUCAUGGACCUGCUCUUUUGGUGUGUUCUACUGUGGUAUUAAAAUAUAUAUAUAUAUAUAUAUAUUUUUUUUUACUUUGC